UCUAUAUUUGCACAGGCAAACUAAAAUAUUUACACCUACAUCUAAAUGACCUUCUUCCCCAUUGAAUAAUUGUCCGAACUCUGUGAAAUCUUCACCAAUUUCUGAUCUAUAAACCCACCCACUCCCCGUCCUUUUCUCUAGCUUGUCACAUGCUAUCUUCUUCCCUAAGAUCUUCAGAUCGAAAUCAGUCGAAUCAUUGAAAACCGGGUUCACUUGUUACGGUAAAAGUUUCGGCGAAUUCAUCCUCAGUUCAUAACAGACGACGCCGUUUCCUUGCUGCCGGCGGCGACGUCCUUUAAUUCCAUUAACAUCUCAGCUGGUGAGUCUUUUUAAUUUGGGGAAUUCGCGCUUGUAGUCCCUCAAAUAUCAACAAAUUCUGAUUUUGAUCCUUGUGAUAUCUUGCUCUUGGUGGGAAAUUUGGGAAUAAUCAAUGGCAGCUCCAGGGGGACCUCGACCAGGGAAUAGACCACCACCCAACUAUAACCCUAAUGCACUUGCUGAUGGUAUGCAAAAUCUACAAUUAAAUAGACCUAACCAGUCACCUAGUGCUCCGAGGCCUAAUAACCCAUUUGGGCAGCAGCCACCUAGUGCUCCUAGGCCUAAUAAUACACCAUUUGGGCAGCAGCAGCCACCUUUUGCUGGUGGACCAGCCGUUAGUCGUCCAGGACCUCCACCACCUGGUGUGUUUCCCAGAGGUCCUAGUGGUGGUCCUCCAUACACUGGAUUGCCUCCUAAUGUAGCUUCUAGACCAACUGGCCCUCCUCAUGUGGCUCAAUCUGCUCCUCCCUUUGCAUCUCGGCCACCUCCUCCUGGUGCAAUGCCUCCUUCUAUUGGCGGUACAACCCCGCCGUCUGCAUUGGGUCCUCGUCCAGGGCCUCCGGGUCCUUUUGCUUCUUCGCCAUUGACAACAGGUUCAGCUGUGCCGCCACCAUCAAGCAUUUCUAGUUCGGUUAGUAAUGGACCACCUGCAGGUGGGCCGGGAAUGAUGCAGGGUGGAGCACGAUUUCCUCCUCCAAGCAAUACAAUGAGGCCACCAUUUGGAGCUUCUCCACCAGCUAUGGUUUCAUCUGGCACUCCUUCUCAGCCUCCGAGCAUGCGCUCACCCUUUGGCGGUCCAUCAUCUAUCAGCACAGCACCAGUUACAACACAACCGCCAGCACCAUUUUCGGGAUCAUUGCAGAAUGUGCCACCUCCUUCGGGUUCCUCUCCAUUUGCAGCACCUGGUCAAGGCAUGCCUCCACCCAUGGGUGCCCCUUACGGAACACAGUCGUGGCAAAUGCCACCCCAUCAGGGGCCUCCGCCUUCUGCUAUUCCUGGUUCAAUGCAACCACCAAGUAUGUACGGAAUGGCGCCUCCUCUUCCAAAUCAGGCAGUGGCUUCGAUAACUCCUUCUAUUGGUCAUACCAGCCCAUCAAAAGUUGAUCCCAAUCAAAUCCCGCGCCCAAUUCCAAAUGCCUCUGUAGUUCUGCAUGAAACCCGACAAGGCAACCAAGCCAACCCCCCUCCGCCUGCCACAAGUGACUAUAUUGUUAGGGACACUGGAAAUUGCAGCCCACGGUACAUGAGGUGUACUCUUAAUCAGAUUCCAUGCACUGUUGACUUUUUGACAACCUCGGCAAUGCCAUGGGCUUUAUUGGUCCAGCCCUUGGCUCUUCCUCAUCCAUCUGAAGAGCCCCUCCAUGUAAUGCACUCUUUGCCAUCUAUAUGUUCUUAUUUUAAUAGCCCUUCUCUGUGCUCGCUCGGGUAUUAGCUAAUACUCAUAACC
Molecule: messenger RNA, 1765 nt
Organism: Nicotiana tabacum (common tobacco)
Lineage: Eukaryota; Viridiplantae; Streptophyta; Magnoliopsida; Solanales; Solanaceae
Source: RefSeq, a predicted model, not a curated record